This is a messenger RNA of Conger conger (European conger), 3696 nucleotides long. It is a transcript of the gene etv5a, whose product is annotated as ETS variant transcription factor 5a. The coding region runs from base 221 to 1822 and encodes 533 amino acids. Gene Ontology annotation, biological process: regulation of transcription by RNA polymerase II; cell differentiation. The record is from RefSeq and is a predicted model, not a curated record. Lineage: Eukaryota; Metazoa; Chordata; Actinopteri; Anguilliformes; Congridae. The transcript has 13 exons. Gene Ontology annotation, cellular component: nucleus. Gene Ontology annotation, molecular function: sequence-specific DNA binding; DNA-binding transcription factor activity, RNA polymerase II-specific.
CUCAUUCAAGUUUUGUGUGUCGAACGGAACGCAUCAGUUCAUCAGUGACCAGACGCCGUUUUUGUAUCGUGUGGGAUUAAAAAAAAACAUCGCAUUGUUUCAGUACGCAAAGGGAAUCAGUACAACACAUUGAGGGGAAAAACUGACCAGCAUAAUACCUUCCUCCCCGUCGCUUCAAGCGAAGACCAUUAGCUGGGAAUUCUCCGCAAGCCCCGGCAACAUGGACGGAUUUUACGACCAGCAAGUUCCCUUCAUAGUUCCCCCAAGUCAGCAGAAAUCUCACGUUGAAGCACCUUGUGACAGAUCUUUCAGUGACAGGAAAAGAAAGUUUGUGGACACUGAACUCGCCCAAGACACGGAAGAACUCUUCCAGGAUCUAAUUCAGCUGCAGGAGAUAUGGAUCGCAGAAGCUCAGGUUCCUGAUGACGAGCAGUUUGUCCCAGAUUUCCAGUCAGAUAACCUGGUUUUCCACGGACCCCCCACCAAGAUUAAGCGGGAGCUGAGCCCCUCCAAACAGCUCUCCCCCUGCAGCCAGGCCCCGGGCCUGCCGUCCUACAGGGAGAAGUGCCUUUACAGCUACAGUGCCUACGACAGGAAGCCUGCCGUCGGGUUCAAACCUUUGACUCCGCCUUCAACCCCCGUCUCGCCAUGUGGCCCCGCCCACGCCCCGGGGGCCCACCCGCUCCACGAACAAACCGGCCCCGCCCACGCGCCAGGGCCACACCCCCUGCACCGGCAGACGGCCAUUCCCAGUGGUGCGCACAGUCACAGGCCACUCCCCCUGCACAGCCAGACCCCGCCCUUCGCCGUGCCCUGCCCGCCAGCCAAUCACGCCAACCCCGCCUACGGAGCCGAGCACAGGUUUCACAGGCAGCUCUCCGAGCCCUGCUUACCGUACCCCCCCUCCGAGGCCGCGGGGCGCCCCCCCUACCACGCCCACGUGCACCGGACCGCGUCCUGUGACGGCCGGCCCCCGUACCAGCGCCAGAUGUCCGAGCCCCUCGUCCCCGUGCCUCCCCAGGGCUUCAAGCAGGAGAUGAUGGACCCCCGCUACGCCGAACAGGGGGCCCCGGCCCUGCCCCCCUCCCAGCCCCAAAAUCCCCUGCAGCCCCCCAACCCCCACGGCAACUUCAACUCCCUGGCCAUCAAGCAGGAGCCCCGCGACUUCUGCUUCGACUCCGAAGUGCCUAACUGCCAGUCUUCGUUCGGGAGAGCGGCGAGCUUCUACCAAAAUGGCCGCGAAGGCUUUCCCUUCGACAGAGAGCCUCACCUGUACUACGACGACACCUGCGUGGUGCCAGACCGACUGGAAGAGAAGGUGAAGCAGGAGCCGUCGGGGUACCGUGAGGGGCCCCCAUACCAGCGGCGCGGCUCCCUGCAGCUCUGGCAGUUCCUCGUCACGCUGCUGGACGACCCCGCCAACGGACACUUCAUCGCCUGGACCGGCCGCGGCAUGGAGUUCAAGCUCAUCGAGCCUGAGGAGGUGGCGCGUCGCUGGGGCAUCCAGAAGAACCGGCCGGCCAUGAACUACGACAAGCUGAGCCGCUCCCUGCGAUACUACUACGAGAAGGGCAUCAUGCAGAAGGUAAAGGUGGCCGGGGAGAGGUACGUGUACAAGUUUGUGUGCGACCCGGAGGCGCUGUUCUCCAUGGCCUUCCCCGACAACCAGAGGCCCAGCCUGAAGGCCGACCCCGACAGCCUGCCCGGGGCCGAGGACGACACGCUGCCCCUCACCCACUACGACGACAGCGCCCCCUACCUGGUGGAGGGGGGAGAGCAGUGCAUGGCGCCCAUGUCCUUCCCUGACGGAUACGUGUACUGAUCGCCAUCCUCGAUGCCCGCCUCCCUUCCCCCCCCCCUUCUCCCCCCCCCCCCCACCCCUCCCCAAAGCUGGGUCCGGGACUGCCGGGCAAGCGUGGGAGAUCUCUGAACCACACCCCCUCACUUCCUGAGGCUUGUGGCCCACUUCCUGUUUUCACAUCAGCUCUCAGAAAGAGGAAUCGGCUCAGUCUCGGUUCACUGGCCCGGCCGGGCCUGGCCGGGCAUAACGGGACGAUUGGACUCCAAAGGCUCCACCCAUUUUUAUCAGGAGGGGUAAAAAAGGCGGGCGGAGUGGGUGCCUUUGUUGCUAUGGAGACUGGGGAGGGCGAGGGGCAGGGGCCAUGGAGAGCAGGAAGGCUGGCGGAGGUUUUCUGCGCAGACCGCAAGACUUGUAGCAAUUCUGUAUCGACAAUCUGCUUUUCUAAAACGAGUAAAGUAUAUAAGGAUUAUAAUCUAAAAAAAAAAAAAAAAAUCGAAACGCAGCACUAUUCUAUAGUUGCCUUUUUUGGUCCCCUGCUAUUUUUUUUUGUUUGUUUUUUCUCUAAAAUCUUUACAAAAUAACAUUUUUUUAAAAAGCAGCAGAAUAUAUGACACAGAUGUUGUAAAUGAAAAGGGCUUCUUUUUGCUAAAUAAAAAUAUUAAAUGUAAUGAUUUUAUGGUCUGAUUCGGGUGAGGAACGGGUGUGGCUGACACUGGCGGUCGCGGUGGCCGCGUGCGUGUGAUGGUUUUGGUUUUAGGCCUGCUCCCCUCUGCCGCUCGGCUGAGACGCUAAGACUUCCUGUGUGCUUUUAGCGGAGGACUGUGCGAUCGAGCGUGGUUUAUGAUGCGUUUCCUGUCGCGCUGGACUGAGAAGCCACGCCCCCCCCGACUUGUCGGCGAUGGUCCGGCGACCGAUGGCGUCCUUCGGAGAGCGCCUCGCAGCGAGAGACAGGGCGCUACCUGUGUUACCUGUGUUACCUGGCGCCCGGCGCCUGACGGACCUCUCCGCACGGAAAGGCACUCCGCUCACACCAUCACGACUCCUUUCUCAGAGAGACCAUCGCUCUGUUGCUUCUCUGCUCCAAGGACUGGAUUCUUUUCUAUCUUUGUGACACAAAAAAAUUUAAAAAAAGGGAUGCAUAUACGACAGUAUUUUUUUUUUUUUUUUUUUUUCUGGAAGCUUUGAAUUUAUAAAUAUGUAAACGUAUAUAUAUAUAUUAAAAUGAUGGUCAUGUUUUGUAGGCUUUUUUUUGUAUUUAGAGCUCAAUGUUAUGGUCUUCACUGCACUGCACUCCUGUGAGGUUUUGUAAAAACGCACCGUGCUGGUCGUACAGCCAACUCGCAUGCAAACGAGCGAAAUCCUCCCCUCCCAUUGGACGCUUUUCACUCCGCGACGCUGAUGAGUCCACCGCUUCUCCCUGCAUGGCGUACACGGACACACACUUCACCGACAUAUCGCUUUAUUAUCUUGGACGACUUCUCUGCAUCUAUAUUGUUUUCAUUGAGGUUUUUUUUUCUUUUCUUUUUUUUUUUUCAAGAGAGGGGGAAAAAAAAAAAAAUCUACGGUAUAUAUAUAUUUUUGCAAAGUCUGCAUUUUAGUUUGAUUUAUUGUAUAAGCUGUAUUGUUCCGCCUUGCACAACAGUGUAUCUUCAUCUCGGGCCCCGGUGGAUUAUGGGAAGUGGAGUUGUUGGUGUUUGGAGGCGGGGCCUCAGUCAGAGAGGCAUGUGUUGUAUGCCUGUAUUGGAAAGGGGGCGUGUCCCCCCACACCACCACUGUGUUAAGGUCAUCUGCACUUGUAUAGGCCUGCCCCCCCCCCCCCUUCACAAUGUGUACCUUACACUGCUGAGUUUAUAAUCUGUACUGAGUACAAUAAAAACUGUCCUUUCUGCUCCAUA